Messenger RNA from Suricata suricatta (meerkat), 1106 nucleotides. It is a transcript of the gene SIGLECL1, whose product is annotated as SIGLEC family like 1. NCBI's taxonomy places the organism in Eukaryota, Metazoa, Chordata, Mammalia, Carnivora, Herpestidae. Gene Ontology annotation, cellular component: plasma membrane. The record is from RefSeq and is a predicted model, not a curated record. Gene Ontology annotation, molecular function: sialic acid binding. Gene Ontology annotation, biological process: cell adhesion.
CGUCCCUCCUGAACCUUGUGAGCGCGAUUGGGUGAAGGACCCCAGGCCCCUCCUCUUCCUGAGGACCAUUGCCACUGCAGAUGGCACCUGCCAGGCUGCUCCGUUCUUUCUGUUCCUUGGAGAAGAUGCUUCUGUGCAGCUGUUCCUUCCAUGGGAUCCCCACGCCCUCCGUGCGGUGGUGGAUGGGAGGGGCCCCCGUGGGCGCGAACAGCGUGGAUGGCAGUGUCCAGGUGACGUCCACCAUUAUCGCCCCCUGGGCCAACAGCACCAUCCGCCUGACAGAGCAGCCAAAAAUGAGCACGAGCCUUCUCUGUGAGGGAAAGAACCAAAAUGGAACUCAUGCUUUGAGCAUCCUGCUGAUGCCAAGAAAGAGUUCUUUUCUUCCCCAGACUUUCAUGAGAGGGCUGAUCCAGGGCGUGAUCUGUGGAGCCAUUGCAGCUGCCCUUCUGUUCUUCUGUCUCAUCCCACUCAUAAUGAAACAUAUCAGAAGGAAUCUGGCAGAAAAAAAUGCAGCAGCCAAAGCAGAGAAGAGCUCAAAAGCCCGAGCAUGCCAAGAACCCAAGAUGUCUCUGAAGCCCAAGGAGCCAGAAAAAUCCACAAUCACUCCAUCUUCAGAGAGCCAGAUAUUGUCCACUAGGACUGGAAAUGCCCUGCUGCCCUCCUUAAACCCUGCACCAGGAGCUGAUGUCCCCUUGUGGAUAAAUCAUGCAGCUGUUAAAAUCCACCAAGCACCGCUUACCUUAAACUUCCAGAAAAAGCAAGGUAAACCAGAGCUCCUGAUGCCUAUGAAAAUUACGUGCCUACCUGCAGUCUCCAACAUCUGCAGGAUCACUAAAGUCCACAGACUCCUGGAGUCUGUAACAAACCCGGAUCCCAGGAGUCUCCUCAGCCCACAAAGCCCUCAAGCCCCCACCUGUCCCUCACACUGACUGGUUCGCCACUGAACAUGGUUACUCUGGGACCUCAGAAUCUUUGAAAGCAAACUCUAUGAUCUGUUGUUCGGGUUAAUCAGAAGAAAUAUGCUCUGGCCUGGGAUGGUGUAAAGGAAGGAAAAAUAAAUGUGAGACUGUGGUCCAGAAGUAGCUUUUGAGCCCCUACUGUAUGCC